AUGUCUACCAUACAAGAUGUAGAAAGUGCUGCUAUCACACCUAUGCUAGAAGAAUUAAAUACAGCCCUUGAAUCUGCAAUAAUACCGGGUGAUAUAAAUAAAUUAAUAGAGAGAUGUUCUUUAAAUCUAAGCACAUCGAUAAUCCUUAAAGGUGACUCCAAACGUUUAUUAGCGAAUAUAAAAAGAAUGUUAUUAUCAGACGAAUCAGAAAAUAUUUUAGAUUAUGAACUGCUACUGGAAUUGUUACAAAGUUUGAUUGACGUUUCUUCAUUUGAUGAUGUUUUGGAAGUAUUUUCGACUAAUGAUCUCCUAGAUGCUUUGAACUCUGGAAUAACGUCCAUAGUGAGAGCUGCGUGUAAGAUCAUCUCUAAGUCGUAUCCGAAGGGAAUAUUUGCAUCUUCAUUAAUUAUUGAUAUCGUUUUGGAAAUAUUUUUCAAUUUAGAUACUGAGAUAUCAAUAAUUAAUGAUAUUGAGACACUGUUUAAGAACUUAUCAUCGGAUGAAUUGAUUAGAAGAAGGAUACUCGUUAAUAAUCAUCCAUUAUUAAAGAAAAUUAAAAGGGAUUUUGAACCAAAAUCAUUCACAAGAUUGAUAGAGUUAUUGAAAAUCGAGUAUGAGUUCAUUACACCUUCUGAAUUUGAUGAAAGUUUAUUUGUAAUAACCAUUAAUGAAAUAAGGAAAUCAAUAGAAAAGGACAUAUUUAUUUUUAUUAGCAUUACAAAUUACUAUACAUCAUUGGUAGCAAAUAUCGACGCCAUUGGCAUACAUGGAACCAAUCAUAUGUGGGUAAUAAGCUCGAUAGAAUCAACAGUAUAUUUCUAUGGUGAUUUGUUUGCCAAUUUAGAAACAUAUUUUGAGGUUAAGAAUUUUGGAUUAUCGUAUAUGUUUGAAUUAUUCCGCCAAUGUUCGUACCAAAAGAAUGGGGAGUUGUUUCAUACUAUAGAUAAAGCAUAUGUUAAAUUAUCUCAUGAUACUCCUUAUAUAUUGGAAUUUAUGGCAUUCGUCAACCCAAAAUAUUUGUUUAAAUUUCAUCAAACUUUAGUGCACGAUUUUGCAUUAGUAACUCCUUCUAGAUUAGGGAUCUUAAGAAAUAUUAUGGCAGAUCCAGACUGUUUCCUGCUAAUAGAACCCAAAAUUACUUCAGGCAACAUACUGGCACUCCCAUAUAUGGAACAAAUGGUUUUACUGGAAAAAAUGACGCAGUUUAAAUAUGGUGUCGAAUAUUUGAUUCAAUUUUUACCGCAGGUCAUGGCCAAUUUAACUCAAAACUUAAAUGGUGAGGUUACUGAACCUGAAACUGUUGAACUGAGGAGGGAGGCCGUAGAGCAUUUGUUACAAUUUGGUGAACCAGUUUUAAAUGUUUGGUAUAAUCCUUUAAGAAAAUUAUAUGGUAGAAUAGUUAAUGGUGAUAACUAUGAAAAGAAAGUAGAACCAAAAUUGGCAAGUGCAUAUUUAUAA
Molecule: messenger RNA, 1458 nt
Organism: Naumovozyma dairenensis CBS 421
Lineage: Eukaryota; Fungi; Ascomycota; Saccharomycetes; Saccharomycetales; Saccharomycetaceae
Gene: HSM3
Product: Hsm3p
Exons: 1
Coding region: 1-1458 (485 amino acids)
Source: RefSeq, a predicted model, not a curated record